Cercospora beticola is the source of this 588-nucleotide messenger RNA. The record is from RefSeq and is a predicted model, not a curated record. NCBI's taxonomy places the organism in Eukaryota, Fungi, Ascomycota, Dothideomycetes, Mycosphaerellales, Mycosphaerellaceae.
AUUGGCGACAAGUAGAGCCGAAAGUCAGUUCUCAAGUCAAAAACAGCUGCCAAAGCACCAUCAAUUGUCACACUCAAACCGACAUUCACUUCACUGAACUCAAGAUGCUGAGCCACUCCAAGACCUUCAUCGCCAUACUGGCAGCAGCAGCAUAUCUUCCUUCCACUCUGGGCUGCAUCUGGUUCAAUGCCACACUCCACGAAGGCGCCAACAAAGCCAGUUCCGCCGAAGAAGCCAUCGACCUCCAAAAACAAAAGACAAGUGGCGGACAAGUCGGCGAUGUUCGCCUAGACGUCUACUUCUGGGAUGACAAAGACAACGACGAUAUCGUGGAGCCAUUGAAAGACGCUUUCUGUACCGGAGUGGACCUCAAGCCAUAUGCAGACAAUACUUGGGUUGUGCCAUGUACACCAGAAGAGAAGCAAGUCGAACUCGACAUUGUUUACAACCCGGAUAUCACAGAAGGUGGAGUGCUUGUCAGUGUCUUCAAGUAUAAAUAUCCGAGAGAGCAAGCGGAGGCCUCGAACAAUCCAGACAAAGAUCUCAUUUACACUUUCAAUACUGAGAGCAAUGACGCGAAAGGGGAGU